Seriola aureovittata is the source of this 3944-nucleotide messenger RNA. RefSeq names its product sphingosine-1-phosphate phosphatase 2 (gene sgpp2). The record is from RefSeq and is a predicted model, not a curated record. The transcript has 5 exons. NCBI's taxonomy places the organism in Eukaryota, Metazoa, Chordata, Actinopteri, Carangiformes, Carangidae. Gene Ontology annotation, biological process: sphingosine metabolic process; phospholipid dephosphorylation. Gene Ontology annotation, molecular function: sphingosine-1-phosphate phosphatase activity. Bases 2525 to 3703 code for a protein of 392 amino acids. Gene Ontology annotation, cellular component: endoplasmic reticulum membrane.
ACACACACACACACACACACACACACAGAGACGUUGUUUUACAUGACAGCCGAGCAGCUCAUCAUUUCAUCCAGGUUCUGUAUUCACAACCAGGUCCUUGUCUAUAGGGGGGGUCUGGAGUGUGCACUGCAAAGAGCAAUGAGAUGUCCACCUUAUAUAUAGACUAAUCCUCUCAUUGCAGCCUUUAGGUUGUCUACAAUCUUGUUUUAAUUUAGUAAAACUCACUAAAUGACACAAUCAGUUCAAUGAGCAUAUACUGUAGUGACAGGUGCUGCAGUAGUUGUGAACUCCUUGCAACAGAGGAGUCACACGUGCAAGUCUCAAGUCUUAACCUUCGAGUCUCAAGCAAGUCACAAGUCAAGUUAUAAGAAAUUCUGAUGGUCAACCUCAGUUUCCACAUUUCAAUCAGUCCAAAGACAGUUUUAUUCUCAACAUUUACGCCAUUAAACUGUCGCAGUAAGUUGCCAAGUUUGCAGACUAGAAAUCACCCAAUUGUGUUUCAAAAACUAAAUGUAACUUAAUGUAAAAACAAACAACAAAAAAGAAAGAAGAAAUUAAAUUAAAACAAAAUUUUGCCCUCUGGGGACAAAUAAAGUUUCUUGAAUUGAAUUUGAAUUGAAGUCCUUACAAGUCAUCCAUCUCAAGUCUAAGUCAAGUCUGAAGUCAUGAACACCAAGUCAAAGUCAAGUCCAGUCUUUUUGUUAGUGAACUCUCAAGUCCUCAAAUUUUUUGAUUUAAGUCCGACUUGAGUCAAGUCAUGUGACUCAAGUCCCAGACCUCUGGUUACGAUAAUGAAGACGCUGUCAGAGAGACAGAAGUCAGACACAGAGUCAUUAAUGCACCUUUGAUAUUUUAGGUAUAAAAACAUUGACCCAUCAUUCCAAAGUGUGCAUGAGCUUGGUCAUAUGAUCUCAUCAUCAUCAUCAUCAUCAUCAUCAUCAUCAUAUCUUAUUCUUAUAUCAUCAGACACAUAAGGGUUAAACUUAAUUUUAGGUCAUAAGAUUUGAAGUCAUGAGUUUGUUCUGAAAAUGAUCACUUCUCAUUUUAGCUGAAAAUAAUCCUCUGUAGUUAAUAAUUUAAGUCUGUUUCACUUUAAUCACUUUAUGGGUUUUUACAGUGGCGACCAAACUGUCAUGAAUGAACAUAUUAGUGCUGAUUGAAUUCUUUUAUAAUAGGUCCCGGGCAAUUGGUCAUUUCUGGGUCUGUGAUCUCAAGAGCAGCCCAAAGAGAAUUAAACCUGGUGUCCGGCUGAGGUGGAUGCUGCAGAUUCAUCAUCUACAAUAUCAAAUGAGUGGUCCUGAAGUUAGAAGUUGACACAGGCUAAGGGCAUUGUUUCUGCUAUAGACAUAACAGGUGACAAAUUAAAGGACUAACCAACAUAAAGUGUCUUAGUGGAGGGAUGAACAUUAUUCUUCCUAAGCAUAUUCCCUCAGUUGGUGUUUUGAUGAUGGUGGUGGAGGAGGAUUUUUUUUCCUGUGUUAUUUCUAUUUAAGUUAUUUCUCUUAUAAAGGUCCUUCAUUAAGGUUUUGUUUUUCCGGCCUGAACAAAGAGCGAUUUUGGCAAAUAUUGAGAAACAUUUUCAUAGCAGGAAAGAAAUUAUUGUACAUUAACAUUACCAUUAACAUUAUCACGUGAGAGUCCCCUCAGGCACAGAUAACACCCCACAGAUCAGUGUGUAGGCGUGAAUUAGCGCCGAUAACUAACUGUCUAUAUUACAUUUCAUUCUAACGCACUCAUACAUUAACUGCCUCUUCUUUUUACCUGCAGCCAGAAUGAAAAGUGAUUAAAAGAAAACUUCAAGACAAAAAAAAAAAAGCUACAGGCUGUUUUAAGUUGUUCAUCUUUCAAACAAGGAUAAAGAGUGAUGAGCCUACGCCCAUCUGCUGGGUGUAGGCCGGUAUGGCUCAGGAUCAGAGGGCUGUGAGAUAAAGAUGCAAAUGAUUAAUGAAAAGGGAGAUUUGUGCUUUGUGCCCCAAAUGUAAAAGCUGUGCUCUAAACUCUUAUUUGGCUCUAAACUGUCCUUUAUUAUUUUCAUAUGAGCAGCACAACUAACUCCCGUAUCAGCCUGGUUUUGUACUGAACUACCAAUUUUACUUUUCCCUUAUAUCACCUUAUUGCCUUACUUUAUUUUUCUUCUUUUUUUUUAUUUUUAUUACCUUAUUGUUCUCAGCAAUGUAAAGAGACAAGGUCCACGGAGACCUGCUGGCAGAUAUAUGCAAUAAAUCUUCCUUCCGCUUGCUAUACAUAGUCUGUGAGAACACCUGAACCAACCCAGAAUAAAGGUCGGGACUAUAUUCUACUUCUUAAACCUACCGGGUCUGCCCCCCUUUUAGCCCCGCCCCGCCCCGCACGUGCACCUGUAGCGCACAGCUGCCGCACCUGUACGCAAGCUCCGUGUGCACCCCGCCCCUCCCGGGAUGCGCCCUGUCUGGGCAGAUGUGACCUCCUGUUUCCCAUUACCUCCCCUUGCUAAAGAAAAUUCCGCAUCACCUCGCUCCCGGACCGUCUGUCUGUGUCGUCGGACAUGCUGGAGCUUCUGGCUUACCUCCAUGACCCGGAGCUCGUGGCCCGGUUCCAGAGACGAUGCGGACUCUUCCUGGUAGAAGCCGCGCCUCUCAGCGCUCCGGCAGAAACCGAGAGACCACGUGGGCAGCUGAGGGCACGAUGGGACCACCAGGACAAGAAUUCAAACUAUAAAUUCAAGGAGAAUGGAUGUGCAGCUGGUGGCCGCAGCAGGCCUCAGUAUGAGGUGAGGAACUGGCUGCUGCACUUCCUCUUCCUGAUCUCGUCAGGCCUGGGUCACGAAAUCUGCUACAUCACCUGCCUGCCCUGCAUACACUGGAACCUGGACCCGUUCCUGUGCCGACGCCUCGUCAACAUGUGGACUGUGGUGAUGUAUGUCGGCCAGGUGAUGAAGGACGUGCUGAAGCUGCCUCGCCCUCUCUCACCCCCUGUGGUGAAGCUGGAGACACGUGUCGACGCCGAAUACGGGCUGCCCUCGACUCACGCCAUGGCUGCCACCGCUAUCUCCUUCACCUUUUUACUAAGCGCCCCCUCGAGGUUACAGUUCCAGUUCGAGGUGGGUCUACUGAUCGCGGUGACGCUGUCGUCCUUGGUGUGUCUGAGCCGUCUCUACACUGGCAUGCACUCAGUUUUGGAUGUGAUCAGUGGCGCUUUAAUCUCCGCCGUCCUCCUCUUCCUCACCUAUCCUUACUGGGAGACCUUCGACCACUUCCAGCUCACCAGCCACAUCUCCCCGGUCGUGGCGUUGGCGCUGCCCCUCUUCCUCAGCUACACGUACCCAGAGCUGGACCAUUACAGCACCACGCGGGGAGACACCACCACCAUUCUCGGGGUAGGGGCCGGAUGCUCCGUGGGGUACUGGGUGAACGAGCAGCUCGGGCAGACUUUUGAGCCCCAGGGCGCGUUACCUGUACCUCUACCCACACUGACGGCUAAUGCACUGGCAGCAGGCGUGGCCCGCUUCCUGUUGGGAGUUACAGCAUUAGUGGCAACUCGACAGAUAGUGAAAACAGCGAGUCUGCAGGUGUUAUAUUCCUGGUACAGAGUGCCAAAAAGCGACACGACUGCCCGGAGGAGGAGAGAAAUUGAAGUGCCAUAUAAGUUUGCCACAUACACAUCGGUCGGACUUGUUAAUUCUAUAUUGGUCAAUAGAGUCUUCAUUCUACUGGGGCUGCUAUGACCUGAUGAAGACUGAUGAGUAAUGAUCUGAAUUUGCAAUGACAAUAAUGUACCUCAUAUUUAUUUCAAUGUGUACCAAAUGAUCUUUGUUUUUUUUUUUAUAUGUUAACAACUUCAGAAACAAGGAGCUCUCACUGGGAAUGAUUCACAAGAGCGAGCUUGUGACUGACCUGUAACUGAGUCGAAUAGAAAAUAAAAUGUUUUGCUCACGUAGCAAUAAAGUUUGUUUUUUUAUGACUUCA